Messenger RNA from Lycium barbarum (goji berry), 2198 nucleotides. Its product is annotated as probable inactive purple acid phosphatase 1. NCBI's taxonomy places the organism in Eukaryota, Viridiplantae, Streptophyta, Magnoliopsida, Solanales, Solanaceae. Bases 201 to 2036 code for a protein of 611 amino acids. Gene Ontology annotation, molecular function: metal ion binding; acid phosphatase activity. The transcript has 13 exons. The record is from RefSeq and is a predicted model, not a curated record.
UUAUCACUAAUUCCAAGUAAACACGUAAUGGCUGAAUCUUCCCCUUCAUCAUUUAAGCUUUUCUUGCUCCUUAAAGCUGCUAAAAACAACACUGAGGAUAUCAUAACUUGAGCUUUGUGGAUUUGUUCCAACUUGCUACUUAAAUUUGUAUCUUGAUAUUCAUUGGAUUUCAAGUAGCUUAAGAUUUUGCAGUGGAGGCAAUGGGAACUUUAGUAGCUUUACUUUCGAUUAUCUUGACUCUGGUUAGCCUUCAAGGGGUGACAUGUCAUGGGCAGCAGCCUCUUUCAAGGAUUGCGAUUCAUCAGACUGUUCUUGCACUUGACAUUCAUGCUUCUAUUAAAGCUACUCCUUCAGUUCUUGGGGUUAAUGGGAAAAACAAAGAAUGGGUUGUUUUAGAGUAUAGCGUUUCAAAUCCCUCGGUUGAUGAUUGGAUUGGGGUAUUUUCUCCAGGCAAUUUCAGUGCAUCUAGCUGCUUCCCUGAAAAUCCGCGAACGUUUCCACCAUUUCUGUGUACAGCACCUAUAAAGUAUCAAUAUGCCAGUUACUCGAGCCCUCACUACAAUGACACAGGGAAAGGAUCACUGAAGCUUCAAUUGAUUAACCAGAGAUCAGACUUUUCUUUUGCCUUGUUUUCUGGUGGACUCUUCAGUCCAAAGCUGGUGGCAGUAUCAAACAUAGUUGCUUUUGCAAAUCCAAAUGCACCAGUAUACCCACGUUUAGCACAAGGAAAGACAUGGGAUGAAAUGACUGUGACAUGGACAAGUGGAUAUGGAAUCAAUGAAGCAGAGCCUUUCGUGGAAUGGGGUCCAAAGGGAGGGCAGCAGGGGCGUACUCCAGCAGGGACAUUGACAUUUGACCGCAGCAGCAUGUGUGGUGCACCAGCGCGAACUGUUGGAUGGCGUGACCCUGGAUUCAUCCACACUAGUUUUCUAAAAGAACUGUGGCCAAACACACUGUAUACCUACAAGCUUGGUCAUAGAUUCUUAAAUGGCACGUAUAUCUGGUAUCAGAUGUAUCAAUUCAAAUCAUCUCCUUAUCCUGGUCAAAAAUCUCUACAACGUGUUGUCAUUUUUGGGGACAUGGGAAAGGAUGAAGCUGAUGGCUCCAAUGAAUAUAAUCAAUUUCAACCUGGCUCUCUUAACACUACCAAUCAGCUUAUUAAUGAUUUAAAGAACAUUGACAUUGUAUUUCACAUAGGUGAUAUCUGUUAUGCCAACGGCUACAUUUCACAAUGGGAUCAGUUUACUUCUCAGAUUGAGCCAAUUGCUUCAACUGUACCUUAUAUGCUUGCUAGUGGAAACCAUGAGCGUGAUUGGCCUGGUACGGGGUCAUUUUAUGGAAAUAUGGAUUCAGGUGGAGAAUGUGGAGUUCUAGUUCAGAAUAUGUUUUAUGUUCCCACAGAAAACAGUGAUAAGUUCUGGUAUUCUACCGACUAUGGGAUGUUCCGAUUCUGCAUAGCUGAUACAGAACACGAUUGGAGGGAGGGAACCAAGCAAUAUAACUUCAUUGAACACUGUCUGGCAUCUGUAGACAGACAAAAACAACCGUGGCUGAUCUUCCUUGCUCAUCGGGUACUGGGCUAUUCUUCAGAUUCUUCUUAUGCUGAUCAAGGAUCUUUCGCAGAACCUAUGGGUAGGGAAAGCCUUCAAAAACUCUGGCAGAAGUAUAAAGUUGAUAUAGCUAUAUUCGGCCAUGUUCAUAACUAUGAACGGACGUGUCCCAUCUACCAGAAUAUCUGUACAAACAAUGAGAAGCACUUUUAUAAGGGCGGCUUGAAUGGAACUAUACAUGUUGCUGCCGGAGGAGCUGGAGCAAGCCUUUCAGAUUUUACCCGCAUCCAAACUAAAUGGAGUAUCUUCAGAGAUUAUGACCAUGGAUUUGUGAAGUUGACAGUAUUUGAUCAUUCAAAUCUGUUGUUUGAGUACAAAAAGAGCAGAGAUGGUAAAGUCUACGACUCGUUCAGUAUAUCUCGAGACUAUAGAGACAUACUGGCCUGCACAGUCGACAGCUGCCCGAGCAUGACCCUUGCGUCUUGAUCAAUUUAGGUGAACGCAUGCAUGAUUCAGUUCAAUCCUGGCAAGCAAUAGGGUUAGUUCAAUAUAUUUGUAAUCUUCAAAUCCACAAUCUCAAAAAAUAAAAAGGGUCAAGACUUCUAUUUCUGCAAAUAUGAUAUGAAACCAUCUGGCUUAUGUUCAUCA